This is a messenger RNA of Rhineura floridana, 582 nucleotides long. Its product is annotated as inhibitor of nuclear factor kappa-B kinase-interacting protein-like. Lineage: Eukaryota; Metazoa; Chordata; Lepidosauria; Squamata; Rhineuridae. The transcript has a single exon. Bases 1 to 582 code for a protein of 193 amino acids. The record is from RefSeq and is a predicted model, not a curated record.
AUGGAAUGUAGUGAAGUUACCUCUCAAAUUAAUGCUGCAGAUCAAAAACUAAAAUCCCUUUCUGAAAGACUGAAAGACCUUGAAGACAGUACUAUGAGAAACCUCAAAACAUUAAAUAGGCAAGAGGAAGAUGAACUGGCUAAAGUUGAACAGCAACUGCAGUCUGAUACCAAGGCAGCUGGAAAAUUAGAAGAACAGCAGAACAGUCUGUUAGAUAGAAAUAAUGAUCUGAGCCAGAAGCUUGCAGAAUAUGAACCCAAACUGGAAGAAUGCAAAACCCGUUUACCAGCCAUAGAGAAUGCCAUUCACUCCGUUAUUAGAGUAUCAAGGGAUCUGACUGCUGUAGAGAAGAAAAUGGAAGACAUGACUAUAAAGGUGUUCAGUGUGGAAGAAGAGGUACUGAAAACUGUAUCUGAGAUCAUGGAUAUACAAAAAACACUUGAAAGCAUGCAGUAUGAGAACAGCCUGUUAAAACUGCAGAAUGAAAUGCUUGUUUUAAAGGGAAAAGUUAAUGACUUUGCAGAAUUUGCAACGGAAGCAGAGGAACAUAUAGAAAACCACCAUAGUGUGAAUUACGAGUGA